This is a messenger RNA of Sphenostylis stenocarpa, 2742 nucleotides long. NCBI's taxonomy places the organism in Eukaryota, Viridiplantae, Streptophyta, Magnoliopsida, Fabales, Fabaceae. The record is from the annotation of a GenBank genome assembly.
AUGGAGCGCCGGAAAACGAUAAAAAUGAACUGGGAUGGCCUCCCCGACGACGAUGACGACGAGCAUUUCUUCGAGUCCCACAACCGCCUCUCCACCGCCGUACCCAACCACUUGGUCGACGACGAGGAGUUAAACGAUUUCGAGCAAGGUCGUCUCUCCUUCGCCUCCACCAUGUCUUCCGUGCAGUCCAUCAAUCCCCGAAUGUCAAACUUCACCGCAAACUUCACCGGAAAACCCAACUACGACAUCUGGAUGGCCGCGCCGGGAUCCAUCACUGAACGUCGAAAAAAGCUGCUUGGCAGCAUGGGCCUCGACGAGAACAAGGAGCUCCUCAAAGCCACCAGCGCCGCUAUCGCUCGUGCCAUCACCAGAAAAUUCGAAAACAACCACACCAACGACACCGCAGCCAACAACAAUGCCAAAACCAACAAUAACAAUUAUGCCGUCAAAUCCACAGUUAGCGUCCAAAAACAGAAAACAACAAGACAAAAAACAACAAAACACAAAGCAACUCCCUCACAUUCUGUUUUCGUCCUCGUCCGGUCACGGUCCGAGAACGACAUUGACACCUUCUCCAUGGAGAAAUCGCGUAAAAACGAAUUCAUUGGACAGGUAUCGAAGCAGCGGUUGACCAGAACCGCUACAGAGGUUACUCGAAGCCGGCAUGCCGGCGCCGACAAGAGUCGACUCAUUAUGAAAGAGGCGGCCGGCGAUUCCAUUGCGUCGAAUCGUCAGGUUGUGACUCCGGCAGUUGGGAUGACCGGAGUGGGGGCGUUUUUCUUGAUAAAGAAUCUGGACACGGGGAAGGAGUUUAUCGUGAAGGAAUAUGGAGAAGACGGCACGUGGAACAGGUUAAGCGAUUUGCAAACGGGUAAACAGUUGACGAUGGAGGAGUUUGAGCGUACGGUGGGGCAUUCGGCUGUGGUGACGGAGGCCAUGCGCCGCGCGAACGUGCGCAGCGACAAGAAGCUGUCAUCGAACUCGUACAUUUCGAAGAGUUUGAGGUUGAGCAAGAGGCAUGGGGCGUCGUUGCUGAAAAACAUAAAAGGCGUUGCGAGCGGGAUCGUGGGGGAGCGCGAGACACCGGCUGCGGCGGUGGUGGAGGCGACGGCGAAGAACGAGUGGGUUCGCGUGCGACAGACAGGGAAGUCGCAGAAGGAGCUGUCGGCGCUUCACUUGUGCCAGGAGUUUCAGGCGCACGACGGAUGCGUUUGGACGCUAAAGUUCAGUUUGGAUGGGAGGUAUUUGGCGAGUGCCGGGGAGGACAAGAUGAUACACGUGUGGGAGGUGCAGGAGUGUGACGUUAUGUCCACGAAGCUCGAUGAGGGCAACUCGACCUCCAUGGACCGCACGGAGGCGCCGCCAUUGUCGGCGGACAAGAAGAAGAAAGGGAAGAAUGGGAGCAAGAGAGGGGGCCCUGUUCCCGAUUACGUUCAAGUUCCUGAAACCGUGUUUACGCUCUCUGACAGACCCUAUUGUUCUUUCACUGGCCAUUUGGAUGAGGUCUUGGACUUGUCCUGGUCCAAAUCUCAGUUACUUCUCUCAUCUUCCAUGGAUAAAACAGUGAGGUUGUGGGAUUUGGAAACUAAGGCGUGCUUGAAAUUCUUUGCCCAUAAUGACUAUGUAACCUGCGUGCAGUUCAACCCCGUGGACGAAGAUUAUUUCAUUAGUGGCUCUCUUGAUGCCAAGAUCAGAAUGUGGAACAUCUCUGCUCGUCUCGUCGUUGAUUGGACUGAUAUACAUGAAAUGGUUACUGCUGUUUCUUACACCCCUGAUGCCCAGGGUGUUUUAGUCGAUUACAAGUUAAGUCAAUCAGGCACAAUCGAGCUUCGAAACAAAAAGAAAAAUCUACUGAAAAAGGUUACGGGUUUCCAGUUUUCCCCCAAUAACGCAGCACAAGUGCUUAUUACUUCAGGCGAUUGCAGGACAAGAGUUGUGGAUAGUUCACAAGUUGUGCAAAAGUUCAUAGGUUUUCGAAAUGCAAGUAGCCAAAUUUCAGCUUCAUUUAGUGCAAAUGGUAGGUACAUCAUAUGUGCAAGUGAAGAUUCACAAGUGUAUGUGUGGAAGCAUGAAGAGAUUCGCUAUUCUGGAAAAGGCAGGAAUGUGAUUGUUAACCAAUCUCACGAACAUUUCCCAUGUAAAGAUGUUUCAGUAGCAAUACCUUGGGGCGGAAGGAGUGAUCAACCACCACAAUCGGCAGCGCAAAACCCCAAAAAGAACAUCCCAAAACGUCCCCAAGAUGACACUUCUUCCCAUGGUGCAAACAACAAGAAAAUGUUGCCACCUCUUCCAAAGAAAGGUAACCACCAAGCCACAGAAAGUGCCCCAGACUCCCCAGAUAAUGACCAUGCAGCGAUCUCACGCACAGAAUCUGGAGUUGGAUCCGCUCAGAAGAAAAGUAACAACCAAUCAAUGGAAGGUGACUACACUCCCAUAGAGGAAGAACUUGAAGCAAUUACUGGGAGAGACACAGGAUUAGGUGAUUCUUUUGCUUCAGGCUCUGCAUCAAGUAGGUUUGGUGGUGACCCAGCUUCUAUAUCUGCUGCACCAAGUUCAGCAAAUGCAUCUUCUUCUUCCAAUUACUCAGUAAGUGAUGGUUCCAAUGGUGCCUCAUCCAUGCAAAAUUCAGCAUGGGGAAUGGUAAUUGUGACAGCUGGGUUUGGAGGUGAAAUUAGGUGUUAUCAGAAUUUUGGGCUACCUCGGAGGAUGAGACAGACCACUCUCUUUAUGGGCCCUGCAUAA